Messenger RNA from Cuscuta europaea, 1447 nucleotides. Lineage: Eukaryota; Viridiplantae; Streptophyta; Magnoliopsida; Solanales; Convolvulaceae. The record is from the annotation of a GenBank genome assembly.
AUGGACCAACUCUAUUUUCCCCUUGAGCCUAAUGAUUUCUUGGGCAACCAAAGAAUCCAUUUAUCCCAAUUAAAAACCAUCCUAUCCAAAAAGAAAUCCACGUGGCAAGAUGGCAUUGCUCAGCUACUUACUCUUUCAAGAUUCUGUAUCACAGAAUUCCUUUUCUCUACCACACAAUUUUGGCUCAUAUUGUACCCUCUGCUACAUUAUCAUUCUUCAGCCACCCACUCUUCAAGGGCACAAAUCACUUGGAAGAAGAGAGCUAAAUGGCAGCAACAAUGUGCACAGCAGCAUCUACUGUUUUUGGCUUGACCACCUCCUCCCUUUCAUCCACCUCUUCAAGGGCUUCUUCUCCAAACAAAAUCUCUCUCACCUCAGAUUUUCUGAGACCCUCAGUAGCACCUAGGAACCCUUUUAGGCUACCAAAAGCCUCGUAUGGGAAAUUUACAUGCUUUGAGAGAGACUGGUUGAGGACUGACCUGAAUGUGAUUGGGUUUGGGCUGAUAGGAUGGGUUGCACCAUCCAGCAUUCCAGCAAUCAAUGGCAAGAGCUUGACUGGGCUCUUCCUUGAGAGUAUUGGCACUGAGCUGUCUCAUUGGCCCACUGGACCAGCCCUUACCUCUGAUUUCUGGUUAUGGAUGAUUUCGUGGCAUUUGGGGUUGUUCCUCUGUCUCACUUUUGGGCAGAUUGGCUUCAAAGGAAGGACCGAGGAUUACUUUUAAGAUUGUUGCGUAAUAUGACGACACUCGAAUCUGUACGUCUUGUACCAGCCUUUAUUAGUGUGUACAUAAAGCAUCUGUUUAAUACUCCAUACUUUAGUUCCUUUGGGCAUAACCAGCCUUGUUUUCUGGUCUAUGAGCUCAGUAUGGUGUUCCCUUUCCCAAUGCGGGAUUGUGCGUGGGGUGCUAGUACUUCUAAGUACGACCGGACGAGUAAUAGAAGUUCUGAGUAUUGGAUCACAACAACGUGUACUAAAGUAAUAACAAUCUUAUAACAAAAACUUGUGUUAUUGUCCCUUGAGUGUUGAGUGCACUGCAUAAUAUUGGCCUUCUUAGCUAUGUGAACAAGCUAAGGCUAUGCACAUAUUUGUUCAUAUUAUCUUCUAACUUGAUGGAGGAUAAGUUGUUCAACGUAACGUUCAUCUCCUCUUACUUUGACUUGAGAUAGUUCUUGAAAUUCUUCCGUUCGGGUUAACAAGAAACAAAUGUUGAAAAGCAACUCAAGUUUUUCCACUUGACUCCAUAUGAUGUUCAUACCACACUAUGCGAGUUGUGAAAGGUGAAAUACAGGCUUAUGCGUGUUGUUCAAAAAGUGUCGCACAGUUUGUUCUUCGAUUUCAGUCACUGUUUGUUCUUUGUUUUGAUACAUGCAAUAAUAGUUAUAUUAGUGAAUUUAUACAUUACAGGCGGCCAAUAUCCCAUUUGGUAAUUCUUACUUUCAGUUUAUC